UGAGUGAUGGUUUAAUUGUAGAAGAAGAGCAGAAACAACAAUAGACAGCUGAAUCACGCUGCUGGACGAGCAAAAGCAUGAAGCGAUUUUUUAAACCAAUAGAAAAGGAAGGAUCAGCCAAGAAACCUACUCUUUCGCCUUCAAAGAAAGAUGGUGAAAACAACUGUGAAACAUCACAAGAAGAGAAUAAAAAAGAAGAGCCACUGAAGUUCGUAACUUGGAACGCCAAUAGUUUGCUUCUUCGAGCCAAGAACAACUGGCCCGAGUUCUCUAAGUUUGUUACUAAUUUUGAUCCUGACGUUAUUGCUAUACAGGAAGUGAGAAUGCCUGCUGCUGGUUCAAAGGAUUCACCGAAAAACCCUGGAGAACUGAAAGAUGAUACAAAACCUUCCCGUGAGGAAAAACAGAUAUUGAUUCGUGCUCUUUCAAGUCCACCAUUUGGAAAUUAUCAGAUUUGGUGGUCUCUUGCAGAUUCAAAGUAUGCAGGGACAGCAUUGUUGGUGAAGAAGUGUUUUCAGCCAAAAAUUGUCUCUUUCUCGCUCGAUAAAGCAGCUUCAAAGCAUGAACCAGAUGGCAGGGUCAUAUUAGCUGAAUUUGAAAAUUUCCGUCUAUUGAAUACGUAUGCACCAAACAAUGGUUGGAAAGAGGAGGAAAAUUCAUUUCAAAGGAGAAGAAAAUGGGAUAAGAGGAUGCUAGAGUUUGUUACACAACAUUCUGAGAAGCCUCUUAUAUGGUGUGGUGAUCUUAAUGUAAGCCAUGAAGAAAUUGAUGUGAGUCAUCCUGAAUUUUUCAGUGCUGCAAAGCUCAAUGGUUACAUUCCUCCAAAUAAAGAGGAUCGUGGGCAGCCUGGAUUUACUCUUUCCGAGAGGAAGCGUUUUGGUGCUGUACUGAAAGAGGGUAGGCUAAUAGAUGCGUACAGAUUCCUACACAAGGAAAAGGAUAUGGAUUGUGGCUUCUCAUGGUCUGGACAUCCAAUUGGAAAGUAUCGAGGUAAAAGAAUGAGAAUAGACUAUUUCAUAGUUUCAGAAGAACUCAAAAAUCGAAUUGUUGCAUGUGAAAUGCACGGGCAAGGAAUUGAGUUAGAAGGUUUUUAUGGGAGUGACCAUUGCCCAGUUUCCCUUGAGCUUUCACAAGCCAAUCCAGCCUGAAAGUUAAUGUAUAUUUUUAUAAUCUGAAAUGAGCUCAUUAUCAUCUUUCAACAACUCUAUUUUCUGGUUGUAUUUAUUGGAAGUCCGUAUUGGGUAGGAUAUUACAAUCUAACUAGCCGGAGAAACAAAACUAGAAAUACUCUCUAGUCUCUACUCAACCUCAUUGUUUUGUGCUAUUCUGCAGAAUAUAUCUUUUAUAAAGAAAACCUUAUGCAAAAUGCGAGUUUAAUC
This is a messenger RNA of Pistacia vera, 1379 nucleotides long. RefSeq names its product DNA-(apurinic or apyrimidinic site) lyase. The transcript is spliced from 9 exons. Gene Ontology annotation, cellular component: nucleus. Lineage: Eukaryota; Viridiplantae; Streptophyta; Magnoliopsida; Sapindales; Anacardiaceae. The record is from RefSeq and is a predicted model, not a curated record. Gene Ontology annotation, molecular function: DNA-(apurinic or apyrimidinic site) endonuclease activity; phosphoric diester hydrolase activity; double-stranded DNA 3'-5' DNA exonuclease activity. Gene Ontology annotation, biological process: base-excision repair. The coding region runs from base 78 to 1148 and encodes 356 amino acids.